Messenger RNA from Coccomyxa subellipsoidea C-169, 612 nucleotides. RefSeq lists its product as hypothetical. The record is from RefSeq and is a predicted model, not a curated record. Lineage: Eukaryota; Viridiplantae; Chlorophyta; Trebouxiophyceae; Coccomyxaceae. The transcript is spliced from 4 exons. The coding region runs from base 1 to 612 and encodes 203 amino acids.
AUGCUGGUGGGAUGGGGCGCAGCCGAGACCAUCGACCUGCCGGUGGCAACGUCGGGCUUCGGCAUGUGGACCGACAUCGUGGCCUCAGCGAUGAGCUAUGGUGGCAAAUCCCAGGAGGAGAGCUUGGAAGCUCUGAAGAGCUUCCAAGACCUGGCAACACGCCAUCUGCACAAGCAAGGCCAGCUGUUCACGGAUGCCAGCCACGGCAACUUCACGUCGCUCAUUGAGAAAUUUCUCAAGCCGAAAAUGCAGAUUGACGCACCUGUGUUCUUUGACAACUCUCCAAGAGUUGGAAAAUCUUCCGGAAUGAAGUACGAGCCUUGCGCGGUGGUCAUCAACCCCACGGCUGUGGCAAUAGGCGCGACCGGCAUCAACAUCUCGCCUCAGGGCAUCUCAGUGGCGCCAACAGGCGUCAACGUCAACCCCUUUGGGUUGAGUAUUUCACCCUCCGUCAUCGUCGUUGCGCCCUUCGAUACCACCAUCGCUGGCCAGGGGCUCAAUAUUGCGCCCGCGCUAAUCGCCAUCGCGCCCGUGAAGACAGUCUACAACCCGGUCGGGCCGCUCAACAUUGGCGGCUCAGUGGUGACAAAAGAGCUGCCUGCGCUGCCAUGA